This is a messenger RNA of Vitis vinifera (wine grape), 2252 nucleotides long. RefSeq names its product alpha-dioxygenase 2. NCBI's taxonomy places the organism in Eukaryota, Viridiplantae, Streptophyta, Magnoliopsida, Vitales, Vitaceae. The coding region runs from base 84 to 1988 and encodes 634 amino acids. The transcript has 10 exons. Gene Ontology annotation, biological process: response to oxidative stress. The record is from RefSeq and is a predicted model, not a curated record. Gene Ontology annotation, molecular function: oxidoreductase activity, acting on single donors with incorporation of molecular oxygen, incorporation of two atoms of oxygen; peroxidase activity; heme binding.
AUCCAUUCUUAUCUUACACUGAUGCUGUAAAGCUUCACGGUCCCUGCAGAGUAAAGUCUCGAGUCUUCAGUCUGCAAACAUCCAUGGCAUUUUCUAAGUCGUCUUCUUCCUUCAUUCACCCUCAACUCCUCCAUAUCGUGGCCAAAAUGACUCUCUUUGACACCUUCUUGUUCUAUAUUGUGCACUUCGUGGACAAGCUGGGGGUGUGGCAUAGGCUGCCAGUGCUCUUGGGGCUUGCCUACUUGGGAAUCAGAAGGCAUUUGCACCAACGUUACAAUCUGCUGCACGUGGGGGGAGUCAAUGGGGGGAGAUAUGAUACUGAAGAGUUCUGUUAUAGAACAGCUGAUGGAAAAUGUAACCACCCCAUCGAUGAUCAGAUUGGCAGUCAAGGAACUCUUUUUGGCCGCAACAUGCCUCCUUCCACUUCUUCAUAUCGGUUGCUGGAGCCUCACCCAACAGUUGUGGCCACAAAGCUUUUGGCAAGGAAGAAGUUCAUAGAUAAUGGGAAGCAAUUCAACUUGAUAGCAUGCUCGUGGGUACAGUUUAUGAUUCAUGAUUGGAUUGAUCAUAUGGAGGACACCCAACAGAUAGAGAUUAAAGCUCCCAGUGAUAUUGCCAGUGGGUGCCCAUUGAAGUCAUUCAAGUUCUUCAAGAGCAAAAGCAUUCCCACUGGUUCACCCCACAUGGAGGAUGGCUUUUUGAAUACAAGGACACCUUGGUGGGAUGGGAGUGUAAUCUAUGGGAAUAAUGAUGAUGGAAUGAGAAGAGUGAGGACAUUCAAAGAUGGCAAAUUGAAGAUAUCAAAUGAUGGGCUUCUUGAACAUGAUGGGAAAGGGAUUCCUAUCUCUGGUGAUGUUAGGAAUUGCUGGGCUGGCUUCUCCCUCUUACAAGCCUUAUUUGUUAAAGAACACAAUGCUGUUUGUGACAUGCUAAAAGUACAUCACCCUGAAUUUGAUGAUGAGAGACUCUAUCGACAUGCAAGACUGGUGACUUCAGCUGUCAUUGCUAAAAUACAUACCAUUGAUUGGACUGUUGAGCUCUUAAAAACCGAUACUCUUUUGGCUGGGAUGAGAAUCAACUGGUAUGGAUUUAUGGGGAAGAAAUUCAAGGAUUCAUUUGGACAUAUUUUGGGGCCAAUACUAAGUGGAUUGGUUGGUCUUAAGAAGCCAAGAGACCACGGAGUUCCUUAUUCCCUAACUGAAGAGUUUGUUAGUGUAUACAGAAUGCAUGCUCUUUUACCCGAUGAACUCCAUAUCCGCGACACAAACUCUAGCAACACUGCUUCAGAAGGCGAAUGCCCGCCUCUCAUAGAAGAAGUGCCUAUGAGGGAAAUGGUGGGGCUAGAAGGCGAGAAAAGACUGUCAAAAAUUGGGAUGGAGAAGAUGAUGGUGUCAAUGGGGCAUCAGGCAAGUGGAGCUAUGGCCCUGUGGAACUAUCCUUCAUGGAUGAGGAACCUUGUUGCUCAUGAUGUCAAUGGAGAAGAUAGACCUGAUCUAGUUGAUAUGGCUGCCUUGGAAAUUUAUAGAGAUAGAGAAAGGGGAGUUGCUCGGUAUAAUGAGUUCAGAAGAAACUUACUGAUGAUUCCAAUUAGCAAAUGGGAAGAUCUGACAGAUGAUGAAAAGGUUGUUGAAGCUCUCUGUGAAGUGUAUGGAGAUGAUGUGGAGAAGCUCGACCUGCUAGUCGGCCUACAUGCAGAGAAGAAGAUCAAAGGCUUCGCCAUCUGCGAGACCGCUUUCUUCAUCUUUCUCCUCAUUGCAUCAAGGAGGUUGGAAGCAGACCGGUUUUUCACUACCAACUUCAACUCUCAAACCUACACAAGGAGUGGCCUAGACUGGGUUAACAAGACAGAGACCUUGCAAGAUGUUCUGGACAGACACUUCCCAGACAUGACAAAAAAAUGGAUGAGAUGUUCCAGUGCAUUUUCAGUGUGGGAUUCUACGCCAACCCCAACAAACUACAUACCCCUGUAUCUAAGACCUGCCCCCUAAGACUCUUUCUGGUUGCUGAUAUGCAAAUAUUUCAGAAACUGAUUGGGGUUCUACCUUGAGAAAAUCUCCUUGCAUACAUAAAACUGGUAGCUAAUGUUUUGAGUGAAGGAAAAUGGAGCAUGAUCUGCAGAAGUAGGCAAAAUAUACAGAGAUAUCUGCAGACAAGUUUCUUCAUCUGUUGUAUAUCCAAAUAGUAUAAUAAUGCAUCUGGGUUUGGUGUAAUUUCAUCAGUAGAUGUGUAAAUGAAGAACAACAGAGGAAAGA